UGAUUCUCUGAUGAAGGGCGUUAAUUUUCUAUAAUUUGCAAGAGUUUUGUCAGUAUAAAGUUGAUUUCUUUUUCAUUUUAAAUAAUAAUUAUGCAGUGUAUAUAUGAUUUAGAUUAGCAGAAGAAAACAAAAACUGAGGAGCUGGAUGAGCUUAGUCUGUAAAUUUUUGAGCAUAAUGAAUUUCAGUGGGCCUAUUCUGUUAAAACUGUUCUUAUCAAGUAGGGCACACAGUUUACUGAGUUUUUGUUGGAAUUAGAAAUUUUCAUUAUGAGUAUGCCAAUUAUUCAUUGCAGGUUUCUGUAGGUCAGCAAUUCACAAGAGUCCAAUUUUUUGAAUUGUGGAGCAAAUCGUCAUUGAAUUCUUCACAUACUUUGCUGGUGUUUUGUGAUUUUUAUUGGAGGUGAUCUCUGGUUCAGCUCUCCUGGCCUUUUCUGGGUGUCCCGUUUGUUUUCUUCUUCGUCGCUGGUAUAGCCUGACGCAUCCUGCUUUCCCAUAAUUUUAUCUACCAUCACUCCAUUUGUUUCCUUGCUGGUUAUGCCAAUUAUAGAAUUAAGUCAGAUCUAAGUUUCAAGAACUAUUUUAGAAAAUCCUUGGUUUUGGAGAUUUUCAUAUAGAUUCGAGUGUAGAUUCUACAGCACGUUGGUCGACUUAUUUCCUUGUCUUGUGAUUGUUGUGGAUAGCAGAGUUUAACAAAGUGUAGAUGACUGUGGAUGAAGAGGACUGUAGUUCUGUUUGGACUCGAGAGCAAGAUAAAGCAUUUGAGAAUGCCCUUGCAACAUAUCCCGAGGACGAUUUAGAUCGUUGGGAGAAAAUUGCUGCCGAUGUACCUGGGAAAACUCAGGAAGAGAUUAAAUUACACUACGAACUUCUGAUUGAAGAUGUGAAUCAGAUCGAAGCUGGCUGUGUGCCUCUACCUAUAUAUUCUUCUCCAGAGGGCUCAAUGAGCCAUGGUGGCGACGAAGGAACUGGUAAGAAGGGUGGCCACCUGGGGCAUCAUAACAGCGAAUCUGCUCAUGGAAAUAAAGCCUCAAGAUCAGAUCAAGAACGCCGUAAAGGGAUUGCCUGGACAGAGGACGAGCACAGGUUAUUUCUUCUCGGUCUGGAAAAAUACGGGAAAGGUGACUGGCGAAGUAUUUCCAGAAACUUUGUGGUGACAAGAACACCUACACAAGUAGCAAGCCACGCACAAAAGUAUUUCAUUCGACUAAACUCGAUGAACAAAGACAGAAGACGGUCCAGCAUCCACGACAUCACUAGUGUUGGCAAUAACGGAGAGGUUUCAGCACCACAAGGACCAAUAACUGGUCAGACAAAUGGUUCUCCUGGAUCAUCCUCAGGAAAGUCAACUAAGCAGCAUCCUCCACACCCCGGCGGACCUCCUGGUGUAUAUGGUCCUCCGACGAUGGGGCAGCCAAUCGGAGGGCCUCAUGUUCCAGCUGUUGGUACGCCAGUGAACCUUACUGCGUCUCCACACAUGGCUUACGGUGUUAGAGCCCCAGUAGGUGGAGCAGUGGUUCCCGGUGCGCCCAUGAACAUGGGUCCUAUGGCGUAUCCGAUGCCACCGACAACUGCGCAUAGGUAAUAAGAUGCAGAAUGUACAAAGGCAAGAAAGACAAUUUUUUUGUUUUUCUGUUGGGUUAGUUGCUUCACCAUUUGAGCGUGAAUAAGAAUGCUUAUUACAAGCAAAAGUGGUUAGGGGACAUUAGUUAAUUCUGUUAGAAAUAGUAUCAAAUAAGGCGAUAGGUAGGGGAAACUACAUGUAUUUGUAUAGGCAGCUUUAGCAUUUUAUGAGUAGGACACAAAAUUAGUAGCUUUUUAGUUUUUCUUUUCUUACAUUACAAUUGGUAUCCAACUUUCUUAUGGCCACAGUUGUAAAGAAUGCAUUUAUACCUUUUUAAA
Mercurialis annua (annual mercury) is the source of this 1899-nucleotide messenger RNA. Its product is annotated as transcription factor SRM1. The coding region runs from base 701 to 1582 and encodes 293 amino acids. Gene Ontology annotation, molecular function: DNA binding. The record is from RefSeq and is a predicted model, not a curated record. NCBI's taxonomy places the organism in Eukaryota, Viridiplantae, Streptophyta, Magnoliopsida, Malpighiales, Euphorbiaceae. The transcript has 3 exons.